Molecule: messenger RNA, 1377 nt
Organism: Pelobates fuscus (common spadefoot toad)
Lineage: Eukaryota; Metazoa; Chordata; Amphibia; Anura; Pelobatidae
Product: protein kinase C-like
Exons: 10
Coding region: 1-1377 (458 amino acids)
Biological process (GO): peptidyl-serine phosphorylation; intracellular signal transduction
Molecular function (GO): ATP binding; protein serine/threonine kinase activity
Source: RefSeq, a predicted model, not a curated record
AUGGAUGGUAAGAAGACGAAGAAGAGGACCGCUGAAGACGUAGAGAGCAGAGGAAGAACACAACAAAAAGAAGACAACAAGGACAGUGACAUCAGGAAAGAGCUACAGGUGAAGAAAAGGAAGAAAGAAGAACCUAAAGAUGAAGAAGGAAAACAACGCGCGAGUGAAGAGGAAAUUAAUGAAGAAAUCAGCGACUCUCCAGAAGAUCCAGGUCCAUCUUUGGAUUCAUCUCUUUCGCUGGAGAGAUUUACAUUCCACCGACUGCUUGGCAAGGGUGGCUAUGGAAAGGUCUUCCUGGCAUCGGAUAAAACAACGAAGAAGGUGGCGGCUUUGAAAAUAGUGAGAAAGAAAGACCUUCUCACUGAAGCCUGCGAGAGGACACUCACUGAACGUCGAGUGCUGGAGAUGGCAGCCGGAAGUCCUUACCUAACCAAAGCCUAUGGAGCGUUUCAGAUCCCGUAUAUCCCAUUGUAUUUUAUUGUCAACCAGACCCAUCUAUGCUACGUGUUGGAGUAUCUGCAUGGUGGUGAUCUUGACAGCUUCUUGAAAAGAAACCUCAGACUGGAACCUUGCAUUGCAAUAUUCCUCGCUGCGGAGAUUGCGUGUGGACUCCAAUAUCUCCACCAACACGACAUUGUGCAUCGAGACAUAAAGCCAAGGAACAUAAUGCUGGAUGAAGUGGGUCACAUCAGGAUAGGCGACUUUGGACUGGCGCUGGAGAUGCACGGCAAGAGGAAAGCAAAGGGUUACGCAGGCACUGUAGAUUAUAUGGCUCCAGAGAUGCGGAAAGGAAGAAAAUACAAUGCUGCAGUAGAUUGGUGGGCCUAUGGUCUAAUCCUUCAUAAACUGGCCAAGAGAGCAUUUCCAAAAAAUCCAAAUGCUGCCCAAACAAUGCUUCAUGACACCACAGACCACCCUGAGUGUCAAAGAAAACAGGUCAAAGAUCUCGUGAAAAAGCUCCUGUGCAAAAAUCCAUCUCAGCGCUUGGGGGCAGCUAGCAGCAUCCGAUUCCAUCCUUUCUUCCAGUCCAUUGACUGGGAUGAGCUGGAGGCUGGCAGGCUAGAUCCCCCCUUUGUGCUAAGAACAGUCUUCCUGGCAUCGGAUAAAACAACGAAGAAGGUGGUGGCUUUGAAAAUAGUGAGAAAGAAAGACCUUCUCACUGAAGCCUCCGAGAGGACACUCACUGAACGUCGAGUGCUGGAGAUGGCAGCCGGAAGUCCUUACCUAACCAAAGCCUAUGGAGCAUUUCAGAUCCCGACCCAUCUAUGCUACGUGUUGGAGUAUCUGCAUGGUGGUGAUCUUGACAGCUUCCUGAAAAGAAACAUCAGACUGGAACCUUGCAUUGCAAUAGGGAUUCUGUUUAUUAAGUUUCGAUAG